This is a messenger RNA of Lasiosphaeria miniovina, 1584 nucleotides long. Its product is annotated as serine carboxypeptidase S28. Bases 1 to 1584 code for a protein of 527 amino acids. The transcript is spliced from 7 exons. Lineage: Eukaryota; Fungi; Ascomycota; Sordariomycetes; Sordariales; Lasiosphaeriaceae. Gene Ontology annotation, biological process: proteolysis. The record is from RefSeq and is a predicted model, not a curated record. Gene Ontology annotation, molecular function: dipeptidyl-peptidase activity; serine-type exopeptidase activity.
AUGCAGCGUCUACUUGGUGAUUUGGCGGAGGUUGGAGGCUCGAGCGGCAAUUCUACGUUCCGGCAGCUUAUUGACCAUAAGAACCCUAGCUUGGGAACGUUCUCGCAACGGAUUUGGUGGAACAACACAUUCUGGGCUGGGCCAGGUUCUCCCAUUGUGCUUUUCACUCCUGGCGAGUCUGAUGCGACAAACUACGGCGGCUACAUCACUGAGCGGACACUCACCGGCCUCUAUGCUCGUGCCAUUGGAGGCGCCGUGGUUAUGGUUGAGCAUCGGUACUACGGCGAAUCCUCGCCUUUCCAGGUCCUUGACACGCAGAAUCUCACGUAUCUGACCCUCGAAAACUCGAUCGCCGAUCUAGUGAACAUUGCAAGGAAUGUCAAGCUCCCAUUCGACAAUAGCAGCUUGGUCAAUGCCCCUAACUCCCCGUGGAUCAAUGUCGGGGGCUCAUAUUCCGGCGCGCUAGCUGCCUGGACCGAGAAGCUGUCGCCCGGCACUUUCUGGGCCUACCAUGCAUCCAGUGCGCCGGUGCAGCUCGUUGACGACUAUUGGUCGUACUUUCUUCCCAUCCAGAAGGGCAUGCCCAAGAACUGCAGCACCGACAUUUCGCGGAUCGUCGAGCACGUCGACAAUGUACUGGAUAGCAAGAACGAGACGGCCAUUUGCGACCUGAAGAAGCGAUUUGGACUGGACGAGCUCGGGCACGCCGAUGACUUUGCUACCGCCGUUUCAAACACCGUUAGUAUGUGGCAGAGCGUGCAGUUCUUUUCCAACUACUCCGCUUUUUUCCAGAUGUGCGACAGCAUGGAAGGCGUGAGGCCUGUGCAAAUCAACGGCACGAACGUGUCCAACAGCACUGGGAAGUGGCUUAACACCACGGUCCCCGCUAUCGGUGUCGGCUUGAAGAAGGCGCUCACCAACUAUGCGUCGUGGUUCAGGAACGAAUAUGUGCCCAACGUCUGCACCGACAACGAUGGCAACCUCCAGUCGGUCAACGACUGCUUCGACACGUAUAAUACGAGCCAGGCUUUUUACGCAGACUGGACCGUUGGAAAUGGUUGGAACCGCCAGUGGAUGUGGUUUCUUUGUAAUGAGCCCUUCUCCUACUGGCAAACCGGUGCACCCAAAAACCACACCACCAUAGUGUCGCGCUACGUCAGCGUCGAGUACUACCAGCGGCAGUGCGCGCUGUCUUUCCCGACCGAAGGCAACGCCACGUACGGGUCCGCCGCCGGCAAGACGGUUGACAUGACCAACGACGUGACUCAGGGCUGGGACUUGACUAAUACAACCCGGCUUCUGUGGGUCAACGGCGAGUUUGACCCCUGGCGGUCGGCUUCCGUGUCGAGCGAGCUGCGGCCAGGCGGACCGCUCGAGAGCACGGCCGCGGCGCCCGUGUUCCUGAUGCCCGGCGCGCGUCACUGUAACGAUUUGCUCACCAAGACUGCCGACAUCAACGAGGGCGUUCGCGCAACGCAGCGAGCAGUGAUUGCGCAGAUGGAGGUGUGGGCGCAGGACUUUUACAAGGGCAAGAACUGCCAGAAGUGGAUGAUUUGCGACCGGAAUGACGGAUGGGGCUAUUGA